UUUGAAAUAUCAUCGAGCGUUUUGAAUUCUUUAUCACAAAUAUCUUGACAAAAAAGUGAUUAGGUUUUUGCUCUAAUUUUGCUUUUCUUUGCUAAUAUUCUUUUUUUUUUAGCUUUAGUUACACUGCUUUCGUUGAUAAUAAUUCGCUUAUAAAUCAACCUAUCAACCAUGGACAUAGUGUUAGAAGGAUUUGAUUAUUAUAUUUUCGAUAAAUUUUACGCCUCUCUUUUCCCCAUUUCAUUGAAUGGCCAUUUACCAACUUCGAUUUCUAAAAAUCUCAAGUUGGGAAAUUAUUCUUCAACAUUAAAUGAUUACAUUCAACUACAAAAACAAUCUAGCUUAAAUGAUGAUAAUGAGCAUCUAAUUAAAUUGACCAAAGAAUAUAUCACUGAAAAGGAUAUAUACGGUUAUUUUGCUAAAUUUUUUCCAGAAAAUGAAGAUAUGUAUCUUUCAAUUUUCAGUAGAAAUCAUCUAUUUAGAGAAUUCUUAAGUUUGAUGAUAGUGAUGACUAUAUUUGGUUGGAUUCUCUAUUUAACUUGUGCAACUUUUUCCUAUAGAUAUGUGUUUGAUAAGGAAAUCUUUAACCAUCCAAGAUAUCUUAAAAAUCAAAUGUCUCUUGAAAUAAAACAGGCAGUUUCUGCGAUUCCCAUCAUGGUUCUUUGCACUGUUCCUUGGUUUAUGCUUGAUAUUAAUGGAUAUUCAAAUUUAUAUCUAAACGUCAAUGAAACUUCUGGUGCUUGGCCUUAUGGUUGGAAAGCCAUCUUCUUUGAAUACUUCACUUUUAUUAUGUUUACAGAUUGCGGAAUUUACUUAAUUCACAGAUGGUUGCACUGGCCAAAAGUUUAUAAAAUGUUCCAUAAACCACACCAUAAAUGGAUCGUCACAACUCCCUUUGCUUCUCAUGCUUUCAACCCAUUUGAUGGUUAUUUUCAAUCUGUUCCUUAUCAUAUUUAUCCUGCUUUAUUUCCCUUGAAUAAAGUCUCAUAUUUGAUUUUGUUCACCUUUGUUAAUUUUUGGACCGUAAUGAUUCAUGAUGGUGAAUACUUAACUAAUGACCCAGUUGUCAAUGGUGCUGCUUGUCAUACUGUCCACCAUUUAUAUUUCAACUAUAAUUAUGGUCAAUUCACAACCUUGUGGGAUAGAUUAGGCGGUUCCUAUAGAAAACCUGAAAGAGAAUUAUUUGAUAAAUCAAAAAAAAAAGAAAAACAAACUUGGGAAAAACAAAUAGAAAAAAUGGAAAAAAUUAGAAACACUGUUGAAGGAAAAAAUGAUGACAGAGUUUACGGUACUGAAAAUUUCUUAUUGAAGAAAAAAAAAUGAUUUCGUAAAACAAAUUAAAAAACCCUUCUUUGAAUUAUUUCAACAAAUCAACAAAAUUUUCCCUAAAAUCAAAUUUUCCAAUUUUUACACAAAUUGAACGAUUUUUGUACGAUAAAAACAUUUCCACCUCUGAACAUUAUGUUGAUUUUAACUAUUAACAUUGCCCUUAUUCUAAUAAAAUUGAUAUUCUUUGUAUGAUGUUAACAUGAUAAAUAUUCCAAAGCUUUACGCAAUUAUUUAUUAUUCCUUUUGUUAUCAUUUAUUUUUAUUUUAUUUUUAUUUCUAUUUUUUUGCCAAUCUUAUUUUGUUUUAUAUUUCAAAUUUCACUUUUACUAUUAACCAUACUUGUUUUAUACACAAAGAUAUUUUUUUUUUGUUGCUUUCAUAAUAUUUUUAAUUUUUAGUUCUCUAUGCCCUUUU
Ascoidea rubescens DSM 1968 is the source of this 1740-nucleotide messenger RNA. RefSeq names its product C-5 sterol desaturase (gene ERG3). Lineage: Eukaryota; Fungi; Ascomycota; Saccharomycetes; Ascoideales; Ascoideaceae. Gene Ontology annotation, biological process: lipid biosynthetic process. Gene Ontology annotation, molecular function: iron ion binding; oxidoreductase activity. The record is from RefSeq and is a predicted model, not a curated record. The transcript has a single exon. The coding region runs from base 169 to 1320 and encodes 383 amino acids.